Molecule: messenger RNA, 1082 nt
Organism: Durio zibethinus
Lineage: Eukaryota; Viridiplantae; Streptophyta; Magnoliopsida; Malvales; Malvaceae
Biological process (GO): regulation of DNA-templated transcription
Molecular function (GO): DNA binding; DNA-binding transcription factor activity
Source: RefSeq, a predicted model, not a curated record
CUGUAGUGAUGCAGCAAGAUAGAGGAGGGGGAGGGAGUGAUCAAGACAUGAAGCAGCAUCAACAGCAAGAUCGGAGAUUAAUGAAGCCUUUGACGGGCGAGAAUCAACAGCCGCCGCCGCCGCUGCAGCAGCAACAACCGCACCCAACUCAAAAGUGUCCUCGUUGUGAGUCUCUUAAUACAAAGUUUUGUUACUACAACAAUUACAGUCUAUCGCAGCCUCGUUAUUUCUGCAAGACUUGUAGAAGAUACUGGACUCAAGGUGGAACCCUAAGGAACGUGCCUGUGGGAGGUGGUUGCAGGAAAGGAAAGCGCACAAAGGCUUCUUCUUCUGGUGAAAAUUCAAGCUUUCAGCCACAGAUACCUCAGCAGCAAGCUCAGCAACAAAACUUGACAUCACCACAAAGUAUGAUCUCUUCUAAUCCAAUGAUCAUUAGCGCAAGUUCUGCUUUGAGAACUAAAGAAUCUGAUAGCUUGGCUUCAUCAUCUGCUAUUUCUUCAGUGGGAUCGUAUUAUCCUGGUGGUGGGUUCUUGUCAUCUUUGGCUGCAAUUCAGUCAAUGAACCAACCGCAACCUUUUAAUCAGCCUCUCAAUCAAGCUCUAAGUAUUGGUGGUGGUGACUUGGGUGGUUCUUCAAAUUUGGGUCUUUUGCAGGGAUAUGUUGUCCCUUCUUUUGGGUCACAACAGCAUCAGCCAAUUCAGCAAACUCAUUUCUUUCAAAUGUUUAAUCGAGAAAAGACUGUAAAUAUGUACCCAUCUACUCAAGAGGGCUUAAUUCAGUCUAGCAGGUCUGCUGCAGGUAAUUCUUCUCAGCAGAGCUGGCAUCAAAGUUUCAUCAACAAUAGUAAUCCUACAGUCUCUGAAGCGACUUUGUGGAGUAUCAACAAUAACAGCAGCACAAGCACCGCUGGCAACACUAACACCAGCAACACCACUGGUUCUUCUUCUUUGAAUCCAAAUCAAUGGCCUGAUCGUCCAGGUUAUGGUGCACCAUAGUGUUUUUUCUUCAGCCACUGCUGUACUCCCUCCAAAAGAAGCGCCUAAAGGUGGACAAUUUAAUAAUUUGGAAGGACAACAUUUUGC